GGAAGUCGGAGGUGCUGAGGAGGCGCUAAAGGAAAUUAGCAUACCCGCUUAGCGGUGCCUCGAUGCGGAUGGAAGGGUGAGCAGAACCACUGGGGCAAAUUCUCUCGACCCAAAGGACACAGCCGAGCCCGGGCUCAUCUCUUUCGGUUCUUCUUGACGUCCGCCUGCCGAGGAGAUGGGCGACAAGGCGGGCACAAGAGUCUUCAAGAAGUCCAGUCCCAACUGUAAGGUGACGGUCUACCUGGGGAAGAGGGACUUUGUAGACCACCUGGACCAUGUGGAUCCAGUAGAUGGCGUCAUCCUGGUGGACCCCGAGUACCUAAAGGACAGGAACGUCUUUGUCACGCUGACCUGCGCAUUCCGUUAUGGACGUGAGGACUUGGACGUUUUGGGACUGUCCUUCCGCAAAGACCUCUACAUUUCCACCUUCCAGGCCUUCCCGCCUGUCCCCGAAGAACGCAAAGCCAACAGUCGCCUGCAAGAACGUCUCCUGAAGAAGCUUGGACAAAAUGCACACCCCUUCUACUUCACGAUCCCUCAAAAUCUUCCGUGUUCAGUCACCUUGCAGCCUGGACCUGAGGACACAGGCAAGGCAUGCGGUGUGGACUUUGAGAUUCGAGCAUUCUGCGCCAAGUCCAUGGAGGAGAAGAUCCACAAGAGGAACUCUGUGCGUCUGGUGAUCCGGAAGGUUCAGUACGCUCCAGAGAAACCGGGUCCUCAGCCCAUGGUGGAGACCACUCGCAGCUUUCUGAUGUCGGACAGAUCACUGCACCUGGAGGCGUCACUGGACAAGGAGCUCUACUACCAUGGCGAACCCAUCAGCGUCAACGUGCACGUGACCAAUAACUCCACCAAGACGGUCAAGAGGGUCAAGAUCUCAGUGCGUCAGUAUGCCGACAUCUGCUUGUUCAGCACGGCUCAGUACAAAUGUCCCGUGGCCCAGCUGGAGGCUGAUGACCAGGUGUCGUCAAGCUCCACCUUCUGUAAAGUGUACACACUGACGCCUACGCUGGACAAGAAUCGUGAGAAGAGAGGACUGGCUCUGGAUGGCAAACUCAAGCACGAAGACACCAACCUGGCCUCAUCAACCAUUGUCAAGGACGUCACCAACAAAGAGGUCCUAGGCAUCCUGGUGUCCUACAGAGUCAAAGUCAAGCUGGUGGUUUCACGUGGAGGAGAUGUGUCAGUGGAGCUGCCCUUCAUCCUCAUGCACCCCAAACCUGCUGACCCCCCUGCAUCACGUCCCCAGUCAGCUGUGCCAGAGACGGACCCCCCCAUUGACACCAACCUGAUAGAAUUCGACACAAACAGCGUCUCCCAGGAUGACGACUUCGUCUUCGAGGACUUUGCUCGCCUGCGACUCAAAGGUGUUGUGGACGACAAAGACGAGGACUGCUAGGAGCGCCAACAUGCACAAACACAUGCACACUUGCGCACACACACCCACACACACACACGUUACAUUCCCGAGUGGAGGGACAGAUGCUGCCAUGUUUGGGCACUGCCUCACAGCGCUCCUUCCUCGCUUUUGUCACGCAGCCGCCAUUUUUGCUGCCAUCUUCUCGUUAGUUGUUUUGAUUUGCUGGGCUGCGCUUGUGAGGAAACAAUGAAGCCAACACAAAACAUCUGUUGCUCUUAUUUUGAAAUACUUUGAAUGUUAAGCGUUUCCCGGGGCGAUGAGUAGACUGCAGGUAGCAGCGCACUCAACAUUCCAGCGUUAUUUUCACGUUAGCGCUCACAUGGGAAGUGGUGUCGCUGCUAAAGGUGUCCUUUUAACUCCCUCCUCACUUCUUGUUAGUCGGCGGCGAGUGGACCUGAACCGGUGCCUUCGUCGCGUCUUCAUUCACUGUUAAUAAUAAAUGCCAAUUAACCCCCACCCCAGAAGAAAAACAUGAACUUGAUGUCUCAUUUGAAGCCGCCAGCGUCACCUCGCCGCCGACCCGAGACAAGACGCAUGACGGGAAAUGUUCUCGUGCUCCUGCGGUGGAAGAAAAGAGGCGGAGCAUGUUGGCUUUUUUUCUGAGCAGUGCUGUGAAUCGUCGUGGUCGUCGUGGUGAUUCGUUUGGUCGUGCAUGUGAGCUAACUUUGCCAACAGGAAGAUUGCUUUGAUGCUUUCCAUGCUCGUAAUCAUUUAAUUGUUUUUUAUUUCACUUUGUUUUUAUGAUUAAAGGUGAAAUAAACAAA
This is a messenger RNA of Doryrhamphus excisus (bluestripe pipefish), 2184 nucleotides long. It is a transcript of the gene arrb2a, whose product is annotated as arrestin, beta 2a. Gene Ontology annotation, molecular function: angiotensin receptor binding. Gene Ontology annotation, cellular component: cytoplasm. Gene Ontology annotation, biological process: G protein-coupled receptor internalization; positive regulation of ERK1 and ERK2 cascade; signal transduction. Lineage: Eukaryota; Metazoa; Chordata; Actinopteri; Syngnathiformes; Syngnathidae. The record is from RefSeq and is a predicted model, not a curated record.